AAAAUCAACCCGUCUGUCAGCCGCUGCCCAACACUUGAAAAGUCGCGCAGCCAACUUAACACAGCAUUUGUAAGCAGAAUUUGUGCAGAGACAUUAUAAUUACAAAAAAAGCCGCUUUUUGAUUAAACAGCGCAAAGCAUAGCUAACGGUGAACCAACCAGGUUGCCAACCAGUUGCAGUUACAGCUUUUUCCCCAGAGCAAACACCCCUGAGUAGAUUCUUCGGCAGGACAAGGGCAAGCGAGCACAAUGGAUACGUAUUUGUUCGAUGGCGGCCGCAUCACCAAGAUGGAGGUGGACUACGAGCCUGCAUGUAACGAGAAAAUCCCUCUGGCCAAGGAGCUGGCGAAAAAGAACCCCGACGCCUUCCACGAAGCCAUCGAGAUGAUGCUGCAACUGGAGAAACAAACCCGCCUGGGCGCCGACAUGGUCUCCUGCUCGCGCGUCCUUGUGGCCAUCUGCCAGAUCUGCUUUGAUGCUGGUAACUGGAACGCUCUCAACGAGUAUGUGUCCUUAUUGGUGCGCCGGCGCUCCCAGCUGAAGCAGGCUGUGGUAAAGAUGAUCCAGGAGUGCUACACCUACGUGGACAAGACGCCCGAUAAGGAGACCAAGUUGAAGCUUAUCGACACCCUGCGCUCGGUUACCGAGGGCAAGAUCUACGUGGAGAUUGAGCGUGCUCGACUCACAAAGAUUCUGGCUGACAUCAAGGAGGCCGAUGGCGACGUUGCCGCAGCGGCCACUGUCAUGGAGGAGCUGCAAGUGGAGACAUACGGCUCGAUGGACAAGCGCGAGAAGGUCGAGCUCAUUCUGGAACAAAUGCGCCUCUGCCUGCUCAAGGAGGACUACGUAUCUACGCAGAUCAUCGCCAAGAAGAUCAGCAUCAAGUUCUUCGACGAUCCGGCACAGCAUGAUCUCAAGCUUAAGUUCUACAACCUGAUGAUCCAGUUAAACAGGGACACGUCCUUCCUGAAGACUUCGCGUCAUUACCAGGCCAUUGCUGAGCCGCCGCGCAAGAAGACUGGCCUCACACCCGCUGACUCAUCCACGUCUGCAGACGAGCCGAAGAAGAAAGACGAAGAGAAGAAGAAAAAGGAGGAGGACGACAAGGACAAAAAGGCAGAGGUAUCCGCGGAGCCUGAGCCGGAGAUCGAGCUGACCGAGGCGCAGAAGAAGGAGCUGACGGAAAAACUGGUCUGUGCCGUUCUCUACUGUGUUUUGGCUCCGUUCGACAACGAACAGAGCGAUAUGAUGGCUCAUCUGUCUAAAAACAAGAAGCUGGAAGAUGUGCCAGCCUACAAAGAAAUUCUGCGCUUGUUUAUGUCCAAGGAGCUCAUCAAUUUCGACACAUUCAAUGGAGAUUUUGGCCAGGUGCUGGCCGAGAAUGAUAUGUUCAAGGACAGCACCAAGCACGGCAAGAAGUGCAUCACCGAGCUUAAGGAUCGUCUGAUAGAGCAUAACAUUCGCAUCAUCGCUAUGUACUACUCCCGACUGCAUUUAACGCGCAUGAGCGAGUUGCUGAACCUGCCUCCGAACCGUUGCGAGGAGUACCUGUCCAAGCUGGCCAACAGCGACACCAUCCGCGUGAAGAUUGACCGCCCGGCCGGCAUUAUUUACUUCACUCAGAAGAAGACCGCCUCCGACAUCCUGAACAACUGGGCCACUGAUGUGAACCAACUGAUGUCCCUGGUAAACAAGACCUGUCAUCUGAUCAACAAGGAGGAGUGCGUUUAUUCGGUCAUGUGCGCUGUCGAGGAUUAGUCUGCUUGUUAGAAUUCAGUGUGUUUUUCUUUCGGAAACUCCUGCCCAUAUACAACUGUAACUGUAGUAACCACCCAACCAUCAGCAUUUCGAUUCUCUUUGCAAAGUUUGUAUUCAUUGAAUGAACUACAAUAAUUAAAACCAACCCUCUAAAUAUUCAUUCUAA
Messenger RNA from Drosophila kikkawai, 1923 nucleotides. RefSeq names its product regulatory particle non-ATPase 5 (gene Rpn5). NCBI's taxonomy places the organism in Eukaryota, Metazoa, Arthropoda, Insecta, Diptera, Drosophilidae. The record is from RefSeq and is a predicted model, not a curated record. Gene Ontology annotation, cellular component: proteasome regulatory particle, lid subcomplex; cytoplasm.